AUGAGUCUUUUCACUCUUAUAUUUGCUACACCAAUCUCUACAGAAAAGCCCCCAUCAAUUAUCGAUUCAUUAUCUCAAUUAUUAUAUACUCAUUUAAAUCCGAUCUUUCAAAAUACUCUUCAACAACUUAUUGAAUUAGUUUUUAAAUUUGGUGAAAGAAUUUUUGAAAAUAUUCAAUCAAGAUUAGCACGUUCAGCUCCACCUAUACCAGCACAAUGGGUUCAAGAAUUAUUUGGAGAAGUUAAUUCAGUUGCAACUCAAUGGAAUCAACAUGUAACACAAUUCUUUUCAAAUAUUCCAACUAUAUUUGAAAAACAUGGUCGAAGUUCAAUUAAUUUUUCAUCAAUUAAACAAAGUUUAUACGAUGCUAUAGCAAGUCUCUUAGAUAAACUGAAAAAAUUAUUUGUUAAUGAUAUAAAUCAAAUCUUUAUUUUACUUAUUAAUAAAUAUAAUUUAAUGGAAUCUAUGAGUCGUACAUAUAAUGAUUUAUUAAAUGUUUUUCAACAACAAGUAUCAAGUGUAUUUGAUAAAUCACAAGAACAAUUAAUUGAUAAUAUCAAUAUUGCUAUUAAUUUUAUUGUAUCAUUGUGGAAUGAUGUAAAAACUCAAUUAAUUGGUUAA
Molecule: messenger RNA, 621 nt
Organism: Adineta steineri
Lineage: Eukaryota; Metazoa; Rotifera; Eurotatoria; Adinetida; Adinetidae
Source: the annotation of a GenBank genome assembly